This is a messenger RNA of Tarenaya hassleriana, 1826 nucleotides long. RefSeq names its product glutamic acid-rich protein. The record is from RefSeq and is a predicted model, not a curated record. The transcript is spliced from 2 exons. Lineage: Eukaryota; Viridiplantae; Streptophyta; Magnoliopsida; Brassicales; Cleomaceae. Bases 796 to 1416 code for a protein of 206 amino acids.
UAAUGGCAGUCAAAACCUAUCAUACCCAUAGCAAAAAUAAAUAAAUAAAUAAAUGGGAAGGCGUAUCAAACUGAAUACAAGAGGUUGUAAAUAUAUAAACUCGUGACACUAUGUGUUCCCAUUAACUGCAAUAUCACUAUAUAACACAUAAACUAGGAAUUAAUCAAAUCUGUAGUUUGGUAUCAAAGCAUCAAUAUAAUUAUUGUUAUUCCACUUUGAUUACCUGUUACCAACGAUUCCGAUGAUACCCAAAUUUGGAUGGUGGAUUUAAAUUUAAACGUUGGAAAAAAAAUGUUUAGAUAAAUAAAAAUUUAUCUCCGACAAUCAGUUUCAAACUUAGGAAAAUAGUUGAGCCGAAUGCACAAUAAACCUUCGAGUUAUAAAAAAACAAUUCCGAUGAUAAUGGUUUAUAUAAAUAUGAUGUUUGCAUUUAGGUUUGGUGAACAAGGGAAAUGCACACAGAGGAUCAUAACCACCUAAGCCCAAGUGUUCUAGCUUUCUACGUUGGGUCCGGUCGGGUCGGGUUAGAUUUAAAAGUAUAUGAGACGGUUGGAAUUGCCACGUCAUCAUGUGCGGAUUUUAUUUAGAGGGGUUCAAUUGAAAAAUCAGAAAUGUAACGUGGUAUUUUCGAAAUAAUGGAGACUUCGUGGGUUGUCUGCGAAGAAGAGAAGAAAGUCGAGUAAUCCGUCUCCGUCUGCUCUGGUUUCUGAAAACCCUAACCUGAAUCCACCUAAAAAUUGAAACAAUCUCAACUCUGUAGCCAGAGGAGUUUGAGAGGACGACGAAGGCUCGUCAAUGGCGGAAGUGGAAAAUCAACAGGAGUCUCCAUUGCCAGUGAAGAGGAAACCGGAUCUCUACUAUCAAGACCAGGAUAAUGUCGCGAACAAGGCUCAUAAGCUUCAACCCUCGAAUUCCCCUGCUUCUGUAUCCAAAGAUGGAGAAAAUGGUGGUAGUCUAGAUUUUGAGAAGGAGAAAGGUGAGAUCGAGACAGAAAUAGUGAUUUCGCCGGAGAAAGCCGCCGGUUCUGCGUCGGAAAGAGACGAAAUAGGCGGCGAUCUUGGAGCUGAUGAAGAGAAAGAGGAAGCAGAUGACGAGGAGGAGGAGGCGAGGAGAGAAGCAGAGGCCGACAGGAAAGGUAAAGGCAUUAUGAGAGACGACAGGGAAAAAGGAAAAUUGAUCGAAGAUGAUGACAGUGACGAAGACGAAGAAGAUGACGGAAACGGCGACAGCGAUUUGUCGGAUGAUCCGUUGGCAGAGGUGGAUUUGGAUAACAUUCUUCCAUCAAGGACGAGGAGACGGGCGAUGCAGCCUGGUUUCUACAUCCCUGAACUAAUCGCUAGCCAUGAUGACGAUGAUGAUGACGACGACGACGAAGUAGAAGAAGACGAUGAAGACGAAGAUGGUAGCGACGCCUGAAUCUAGCAAGCGCUCGGACAUGAGAGAGGCUUUUGUUUUAUGUUGUUCUCUAUGGAAUUGGGAGUGUAGUAGCCCUUCUGGUCUAUGCUUGUUGGGGGCCCUUCUGGUCUAUGCCCCUGUCCAGAGAGAGAUAGAGAAAGAGCAAAAUCUUGAAGAAGCUGUUGGAUUGAGGUCCAUGAAUCUAAGUGGGGCUUUGAUCCGCAUGACCCCCAAUGUGUAUAUAGCUAUAGCUAUAGCUUCUUUGUAUUUGUAAUUGUAGUGAAAUAUCUGAAUGGACAAAGGGAAGGACCACCCGAGAGGGACAAUGAAAAGGGACAUAUCUUACGUUUCCUCAUCAUCUCCUCCCUUUCUCGGGUUAUGUUAUCUCCACACACACACAUAUAUAUAUAUACGAUGUGGAUAUGGAUACG